Molecule: messenger RNA, 1890 nt
Organism: Ceraceosorus guamensis
Lineage: Eukaryota; Fungi; Basidiomycota; Exobasidiomycetes; Ceraceosorales; Ceraceosoraceae
Exons: 3
Coding region: 119-1702 (527 amino acids)
Biological process (GO): tRNA wobble position uridine thiolation
Cellular component (GO): mitochondrion
Molecular function (GO): sulfurtransferase activity
Source: RefSeq, a predicted model, not a curated record
GCUAGCUGACGACUUCAUUGUGUUUAGCUCCCUCACAACCAGCAGCAGCGACUCUAGACAUUGUCAAGGAAGCCUGACGCAGUGAUCAGUCUGCGGCAGUUACGGCGAUCGUGCCGUCAUGUCCACUCCAAGCCUUGUCCGGUCAGCAAGAGCAACGGGAGGGAGCGCUGCGACGUCGACCUCUUGGUGGAGGCAGACCCCACGUCGGUACGCAGCAGCAUUGCCACUUCACCGAUGCAGCUGCAAAGGUCAGCAACAUCGGCGGAUCGCAACCAAAUCUACUCUUCCACCGCUCUUCGACCUCAAUGACUCUCGUCCGGGUCCCCAGAAGGGAGAUUUGGCCUACCUGGCCAUGUCUGGAGGGGUAGAUUCGUCCGUAGCUGCACUGUUGGCCAUCCAGCAGGGGUUGCAGCCUUCGCCUUUGUUCAUGCGCAACUGGAACGAUCUCGACGAAGGCGAAGCGUUCGAGCCUGGAGCAGGUGGCAAAGAGGGCUGCUCCUGGCUUGAAGAUUGGAAGCGUGUCAAGCGGACUUGCGUCGCCCUCGGGCUAAAAGAGGAAGAUGCUCAGCUAAUCGACCUGUCAACGCAGUACUGGCUCAGCGUUUUUGCGCCGGCCUUGGAGGUGUGGCAACGGGGCGAGACGCCUAAUCCAGACGUGGCAUGCAAUCGCGAGAUCAAAUUCGGAGCGUUGCUGGAUCGGGUACUGUGCGGGAGCGCCUCGCAAUCUGCAUCAGGCAGCUUCGCUGUCGGGGAGAAAGCAGAGUAUGGACGCCGACCACGCAAGACCUGGCUCGUGACCGGACACUAUGCGGGUCUGAUCUACAGUCCGGAUGGGUAUUCAGCUGCUCUUCGAAGAGCUCGAGACAAGACAAAGGACCAGUCCUACUUUCUCUCCUCUGUUUCACGAAGCGCGCUCUCGAAAGUGCACCUACCGCUGAGUCAGCUUGAGAAGAGUCGGGUCAGGGAGCUCGCUAGGAAGCACAGGCUGCCAGCUGCAGAACAAGAGGAGAGCAUGGGGCUUUGCUUCGUGGGAACGAGACGAAAGCAACCUCGACAGGGAGACAAUCAUGACCUUGCAAGACGCAUGGCGAGUCGUGUGCACAGUACCAAGCUCCAAGAGCGCGCUUUUGCUUCCUUCAUUUCGUCUUACCUAACGCCCUCGCCCGGCCCAAUCCUCUCACCGGAUGGGACUCGACUCGGAAGUCACGCGGGGCUACACACGCUCACGAUCGGUCAGCGCGCUCGUCUUCCCGGCGCAAAGAAGGCUUGGUUUGUCAGCUCGAAGGAUGUCAAGACCAACUCCAUCAGCGUCGUUGCUGGGCAAGAGCACCCGGCUCUGUGGGCCAUCAGUGUCAACGUGGGAGCAAUCACUUGGCACGCUUCCACGCAGCACAAACAGAUUUCGGCUCAGGUCCGAUACAGGGCGGAUGCAGUUCCGGCCAAAGUCACGCACGACUCGGACCACAUCAGUGAUCAGUCGUCGCCCUUUGGCUCCACUUGCAGGGUCUCUUUCGAUCGACCGAUUUUAGCCGUUGCUCCCGGUCAGGUCUGCGCCAUGUACGACGGAGAUGCUGUCGUCGGUUCCGGUAUCAUUCGCUCAGUCGAGACGUUUGGAUCUGCUGCUGCAGCGUCCACCAUGGCGAGACAAGAGUUCCACGCCCAUACCGCCCACGGAGCCGAGUCUCCCUCCUCGUCUGCCUAGUCUCGGCUUGUACGAUACAUGUAUCUUGUAUAACAGCAUGUAGAGCUCAUGGAGCCAAUGAUAACUUGCUCUCAAAACAUGCGCAAAGGCUUCACUGCGAAGAUAGUCCGCCCCUGCUUGGCUCGAUUGCGUGGAGAGCCCUGGCGGAAUGGCGAGACAAUUAGCAUGCUCACAUACGAGGAGUGGAA